This is a messenger RNA of Acanthaster planci (crown-of-thorns starfish), 3311 nucleotides long. RefSeq names its product BRF2 RNA polymerase III transcription initiation factor subunit (gene brf2). Gene Ontology annotation, cellular component: transcription preinitiation complex; transcription factor TFIIIB complex; nucleus. The record is from RefSeq and is a predicted model, not a curated record. Gene Ontology annotation, molecular function: RNA polymerase III type 3 promoter sequence-specific DNA binding; RNA polymerase III general transcription initiation factor activity. NCBI's taxonomy places the organism in Eukaryota, Metazoa, Echinodermata, Asteroidea, Valvatida, Acanthasteridae. Gene Ontology annotation, biological process: DNA-templated transcription initiation; transcription by RNA polymerase III; transcription preinitiation complex assembly.
ACAGCUGCAUCGCUAGCGCUACAUCGGUAGAAGCUAGAACGUGUUGAAUCGCUUCUCCCAGCAAUGAAAUGGUGACUUUAACAGUUUGAGCUCAUCAUGCGGAUAGUUUCCUAUUUGAACAGGAAAUUUCCGUUUUCUUUCCGAAGGUCAACAUGGAUAAUAUAUGCCGACAGUGUGGUUCAUCUUCUAUCAUUGAUGAUGACCACGGUGGGCAAAUCCAUCGAGUUUGCUCUGACUGUGGUGAGGUGAUUAAUUCAACAACCUGCUUUGAGCAGGAGAAGGAUUACUGGAACAAUGUUACAAGCUGUAAUCAAGCAGGAUCACUACACGGUAGCAACCUUGGCAGAUGGAGAAAUAUCAGACAGGGAGAUCCUAGUGCUCCUAGCAGAAAUCUCAAACCCUGGAUGAGUUACUUGAAAGAAGUUUGCAGCAUGAUGGGGCUCAGCGCAGAAAUGGAGAAAGGAGUGGUUGACAUCUUCAGUCAAGCAUGCAAAGGAAUUCUUAAGUGCAAGCAGAGACUCAAGAAACAAGCUCUCUGUGGUGCUGCUGUGUUUACAGUCUGUAGACAGAAUGACUGGCCUGUUGUUCUUUCGGAUGUUAGUACAGUGGUGCAGUGCUCGGUGAGCGAUUUAUUUGCGAUGAAGAAAUUACUCACAAGUGAGUUCAAUAUUCAGACUCCUAAUGCAGACAUUGAGGAUCUCAUUGAGAGUGUGUUGAAGAGGUAUGGCUUUGAUGAUCAGACAUUUGUUGAAAAGUCUGUCAAGGUGGUCAGCCUUGCUAAAGAUGCGUGGAUCACAUGUGGUAGGUCUCAUGAUGCUGUCAUCAUCGCAGCUGCAUUCCUUGUGUGGAAGUCAUCUGAAGAAGGAAGAGGGAAAGGAAAGCAGAUGGCUACAUUUUGCCAGCAAUUACCUCUCAAGCCACCUUGCCAGACUGCUCAACGUGCAAGAGAGAUACGAAGUAUCCUCAUAACACUUGUUAAGAAAAUUCCUUGGCUGAAAUCCAAGAAGAUAACUCCAGAGAUGGCAACACAGUACCUGGAUGAUGUCCUGAAAAACAAGAAGUAUCUCAUAUCCCGUGUAGAGUUGCCUCAGGAGGAGGACUCUAGCGAUGUUGCUGAGUCAACAAGGACAGAAGAAACUGUGAAAGAUGGAUUAGCAGAUCCAUCUAAUACCAGAACAAAAGCGUUCUCCUCACCUACAUGUAUGCUACCCCCAUUUUUGACUCAAGUCAGAAAGAGAAAACUACCUCCCGAAGAUAGUGAAGAAAAUAUGGGCAAGCACAGCAAAGAACAGCCUGUGGCAUUAUCAGUGGACAAAUCCUUGGACCAGGGAAUGAUAAACUUAGAUGAAGAACUGUCAGAGAGGGACAUACCAGAAUCUGAGAUGCAUUUGUAUGUGCGCUCAGAGUUGGAGGUAGCCAAGCUCCAAUCAUUACAGCAGGCAUUAUGGGCACAAGAGUCAUCCACUGAAUAAAUGGUAAUGGAUACAUGUACAGUGCACUGAUGUAUGAGAGUGCAGUGAAUUAUUUCCAUUCACAUCCCACAUUGUGACUUUCAAAAUCUAAAAUGUUAUUAAAAUAUUCUAGUGAAUGAUUCUUGGAAGUCAGUUUGUUCAUAUCAAUUGUUGAGGGGGGUGAACUGAUGAAAGAAAAUUCACGCAUCUAGUGAUACUAAUAUUAUCUUCAGGCAAACUUGAUUGGUUGAUCCAUUGCAACAAACAGUGUGGUAUUUAACAAUUGUUGACCGCUGUGGUGUGGGAUAUGACGUCUUGAACACCCAAUGGACGCAGAGCGCCCUUUGCCUCGGGGCACUAUGCGUCCCUGGAGUGUUCAAGAUGUCAUAUCACACCACAGUGGUCAACAGUUGUUAGGUAUUACACAGUUUAUGUCAAAACCCAUGUAAUGCGCUGUUUUAACUUGAAGCAUUGCUCUAUUUUUAGGCUAAAAGCAAAACGCACAACUGCAAAAAAUUUCAGUUCUUUAAAUUCCAAGGUGACGCGUUUGUGCACAUAGGCCCCUGUAACAUCUUUUCGGUGUGUUGAUUUGUUUGAAGAUAAUUUUUUUUCACACUCGUGCUGUGUUAACUAAUAAAAUCUAGUUAGAACAGCACUUGGAGGAUAUGCUGAAACUGUCCUCAAUAAUACUGGGUCCGUUUACAAGCAUGUGCAUUACAAGCAAAGCAUACAUGUAUCUUGGUUUGGAGGCUGUACGUAGCCGGAGGUUUUAAAUUGUUCAGAUAUGACUUGGAAAAAAGGGAACAAACAAGCAAAAAAGGGAACAAACAAGCAAAAAAGGGAACGGACAAAAAGGUGUUUCCAACUUUUGUUUUAUUUGGCAAGUGUUUGAGCUAACAACAGAAUACAUUUAACAUGUACAUAUAUGUACAUGUAUGCCAACCAUGGGUAUACAUGUAAUGUGUUAAACACAUUUGGCAAAGCUGUGAAGUGACAAGGGAGACUCCUUUGGCAACCAUUAGAAGAACUAAUAGUGGCCAUUUUAUUUAACCACUCUUUAUGGAAUGUCCAACCAUGACUAUUGCCUUGGAAUUUCCAACAUAAUUUCGAACCUUUGGCUAUACAUAUAAUAUAAACCAUAGGUAUCAAUUGGCCAUUAAGCAGGAACACUGAUAAGAGCUUCCAUUUCUGAACAAAAGCGUGGCUAGCUGUUUACAUCAUAUAAAACCAAUAUGUGCUUGACAAAAUCAGCACACACAAUUAUAGUGUACAUGGUGUAUAUCAUCAAAAUAAAUUGCACCUUGACAAUGAUAAAUUCAUCACAUGAACUGCACUAGAACCCCAUUGACAGUACUAAUAAAGACACAAAUUCAAGACUCUUUAAUAAAAGCUGAAUAAGUACAACACCCCUGCAAGGUACAUGUGUUUAUCCUCCACAUGAAUACAAGUUAUAACAUAAGAAUAUACAAGAUGUUACAUGCAUCAAUCAAUCAAUCAAUCACGUUUUAUUCUAAUAAAAAGCAAAGACUUCCAGCCUCAUGAAUACCCUGUAGUAUAUACAUGAAUGUAGUACUUGUUCAACACUUUGUUUUGAAAUUUGGUUAAAUAUGUGAAAGCACAAAAUAGAAAGUAGAACAUAAAAAUGUACUUAGGUAAAAUUCUUAGUUUUUUAACCAUUAACUCUCCUGCAUGUUUCCCUUAUGGAAUUUCAGCAUGUAAGAAUCCGUCUCUGAAUCACUUAAGUAGAGAAGUUACUUGUUAAAAAAAAUAGUAAAAUGUGAAGGGAAUGCACUACUAAAAAAGCAUGCAAACACAUUGUAAAGUAUUGACAUUAAACAAUGACUUCUACAUGUAAAAGAG